Molecule: messenger RNA, 3364 nt
Organism: Calidris pugnax (ruff)
Lineage: Eukaryota; Metazoa; Chordata; Aves; Charadriiformes; Scolopacidae
Gene: SRSF10
Product: serine/arginine-rich splicing factor 10
Exons: 5
Coding region: 685-1392 (235 amino acids)
Molecular function (GO): RNA binding
Source: RefSeq, a predicted model, not a curated record
AAGUGUCUUACUUAUAUUGUGGUGUUUCAUUAUUUUUGAAGAUUAACUUCUCUCAAUUGUUCUUUGCCUUUUUGCAAAACUUAAGUCCAGUAAUAUAAAAGCUUGCUUAUGUCACUGAAAUUAAUACUAUAUGAUUUAAAUGAAAAUUUAUCACUGACUCAAAAUUGUCUAGCACGUUUUUAUUAUCACUGGUAUGUAAGUAAAUUUGUGCUUAGCAAACUGUGGCUGGUAUUCAUUGUUAAUUUAACAAAUGGAAACUGGAAUCACUUGAUCAAAAUCAGAUUGUAUAAAAAAUGAGGUGAAGUUCUUUCUUUAAUAUUGUCCCCUAAUUUACUGUCCUCUGUUGUUGCCUCAGAAUGUAAAGCUGUACAGUAAUGGCGACCCCAAAGAGAAAGCAUGAAAGAACCUUUAGAGUAGAGUUCAACAAUUAAGGCAAGUAGACAAGCCAAAGACCUCUUAAGGAUCAGGCUUGAAGAGAAGGGAGAGUUUGGGAAAAGAAAAAAUAAAGAAAAGCUGGAAGAAGGACAAGCCAUAAUGGGAGACAAAGCUUCGCUUUAUCUACAAAAGGGGGAAAAGGUUGUUUUUCAAAGUAAAAGAUAAAGCCAUCUGUCAUUUUUGGCCAAGCAUCUCAUGACAAGUCCUUCUGACAAGCACUUAAAGAGUUAAAGGUCAAGAUGAAGUUGAAUGGUGGCCAAGAUUAAAGGAGUCAUACCUGAUGUAUCCUACAGAAUAACAGCUUUUCUUCUGUUUGUCACUACCUUAACACUCACCACAUUUGAAGAUGUCCGUGAUGCAGAAGAUGCUCUCCAUAAUUUGGAUCGAAAGUGGAUUUGUGGUCGGCAAAUAGAAAUCCAGUUUGCACAGGGGGACCGGAAGACACCAAAUCAGAUGAAAGCCAAGGAAGGGAGAAACCUAUACAGUUCUUCUCGUUACGAUGACUAUGACAGAUAUAGGCGAUCUAGAAGUCGGAGUUACGAAAGGAGACGGUCUAGAAGUCGUUCUUUUGAUUACAGCUAUAGAAGAUCGUAUAGUCCCAGAAACAGUAGACCUACUGGAAGACCUCGUCGUAGCAGAAGCCAUUCGGACAAUGAUAGGUUCAAACACCGCAAUCGAUCUUUUUCAAGAUCUAAGUCCAAUUCAAGAUCACGAUCCAAGUCACAGCCCAAGAAAGAAAUGAAGGCUAAAUCACGGUCUAGGUCUGCAUCUCACACCAAAUCUAGAGGCACCUCUAAAACAGAUUCUAAAACACACUAUAAGUCCAGCUCAAGAUAUGAAAAGGAGUCGAGAAAAAAAGAACCAGCUAGAUCCAAAUCACAGUCAAGAUCACAUUCUAGAUCUAGGUCAAAAUCCAGAUCAAGGUCGUGGACUAGUCCCAAGUCCAGUGGCCACUAACAGUGUAUCCAUGUUGUUUUUAGGCAUGUAAGAUUCAUUUACACACAGUUCAGUUUACUUAAAUUAUCAGGAAUAUGAUGUUGCAACAGUGCUAAAAAAUAUUUUCUUUGUCAGUUUUCCCUGUAGCCGACAAUGGUUAAAAUUAAAACAGUGUUGAGAAGCCACUGAGAGAGAGAGAGAAAGAGAGAGAGAGAGGGAGAGAAUGUCCACUUGGUUAAAUGUCAUGGGCAGCUACCGAUUUGGUUGUGGUGUCUCUAUGUAUAUUUUUGUAAAGAUUUGCAUUUUUAAAUGCUUAGAUAUUGGUGAUGACUUGAUUGAUCGUAACUUGCAACAUUGUCCUAUUAAAAGAAAAAAAAUGUCAUACCCGUAGAGAAAUUGGUACCAGUUUGUGCUGAACAGUUAAACCGACUGUUUAACUUGUUCUUUAAUGCUAAACUUUUUGGGAUAAAACGGAAAAAACUGGACAGCUGUAGUGCAACACUGGCUGCCGGGAGACGCAGGCUGGCGAUUUUCCGUUGUUCCAAGGCAGGUUUCCGUGUUCUCCGAGCCCACUGACACCAGUAGGUUGGUGAAUAGAGCUCUAUGGAGAGAUGGGGUAUUUUUUUUUUUUUUAAUUUUUUUUUUUUUUGAGAUUUCUCUUGAACCCUGCCAUCUGGAGGGAUGGUACUAACAUUGCAUGGACUACACGGGGAGAGAGUCGGUCUUGGAAAGCUCGUUGGGAGCCUGUGCAGUGUCGGGACGUGUCAGGAUAGAGGCUUCACAGCUUUUGACCUGGCUGCUAGUACUAAAUGUGUGAGGAAAAAAAAGAUAAAACAACACACCUUGAAAUGGAAAAUUAAAUUCCAAUUUCAGCAAACGGCAGAGCAACUAAAUAUUAGGUUGUGUGUACAUUUUAUGCAGUUUUUGUAUCUAUUCUAAAUUUUAGUGAGCAGUUAACCAUAAAAUUACUUAGUUUUCCUGCUGUUAGAUACCAGUAGAUUGUUUGAGUCGUGUGUGUACAGUAUAUAAGAACUAAACUUUUAUGCCAAUGACUCCUGUGGUUAGUUGGUGUCUUCAUAGGUAUAAAACUGUAGCCAUCUCUCUUCCUGAGUAACAAAGACUUGCUUUUACACAUUUAAAAAAAGUAUUUGGUCAAGCAAGUCUGAAUCACUUCUUCCUCAGAAUGGAUAGUGGUUUGGUUACAAGAUUUCGUUUUACUUAAGAACAAAUGUUUGAAGUUGGAUAUGAACAAGAGCUGCAUCUCUAGCUAUUUAGUUUAUCACUAAUACAGUAUAUUUAGUAAAUUGAAUGUGAAAAAUAACAAAACCAGUGUGUAAUCUUACCAGUAUUUCUCUAGAAGGCAAGAUACUUUGUUAUGAAAAUGGCUUUUGGCGUUUUUUUUUUUUCUAUUUACCUUCAAAAGCCAGCAUCAAACACCCGGUGUUCCUUGCUGUCUUAUGGAGUAGCGUUUAAAGACAUCGAUUUCACAAAAUUCCUUUUUAGAGAAAUAUUUUAGGGUUUUUGGUUUUAGUGUUUCCAGCAGGGCCUUUGAAGAAACGCAGACGGCUUUUAAAUAUUGGCGGUGGAACGUGCUUAGGGGGUUGAUUCUAGAAUCUUUGUACAUUUGAUAGUAUUUCUAACUUUUUUUCUUUACUGUUUGCAGUUAAUGUUCAUGUUCUGCUAUGCAAUCAUUUAUAUGCACGUUCCUUUAAUUUUGUAGACUUUCCUGGAUGUAUAGUUUAAAAAACAGCAAAAAGUCUAUUUAAAACUGUAGCAGUAGCGUGCAGCUCUAGCAGAGGAAAGUUGUGGGAUUAAACUUUGUAUUUCCUUUCUUAUAGAGGCUUCUAAAAAGGUAUUUUUAUAUGUUCUUUUUAACAAAUAUUGUGUACUACCUUUAAAACAUCAAUGUUUUGAUCAAAAUAACUAAAGACCCAGCUUAUUUUCUGCUUGCUGUAAAUUUAGCAAACAUGCUGUAAUAAAAAAAUGAAGGAAA